Molecule: messenger RNA, 1172 nt
Organism: Oryza sativa Japonica Group (Japanese rice)
Lineage: Eukaryota; Viridiplantae; Streptophyta; Magnoliopsida; Poales; Poaceae
Source: RefSeq, a predicted model, not a curated record
AACGGAAACAGCCCAUGUUAACUUACUGCGCGCCCGGAAAUUAAAGCCCAACGCAUGUCUACUGUUCGUCACCAUUAGGUGCACUGGGGCGGUUUAUACUCCACUAAUCCGUGUGAUUGGGGGUGGAUCCGAGUCGGAUUCACUCUCGAUUAAGAUGCGGAGUCAGAUCGAAUUCUUCGGCUAUAUAGUUUGCAGGUGCGUCUCUUGGAGGUCUCGUUUACCUCCUGAUCCAUUCCCCCCACCCCGCCUAUUGAUUGAUCUGCUCGCCUCCGCCAUUGUCGUUGUCGAUCUCUUCUGAAGGGUGAGCGCCGGCUGCGGCAGGGAGGCGUGUGUUGCUGCCGCAGAUCGAUGGAGGUGGAUGCCUCCGCGGUCGCAAGAGCACUACCAAGAGAUUUCCCUCCCAUCGAGAACUUGAGCUUCGAAGGCUUCCCCCGUUAUACUUUCAAGAUCGGCAACCGGAUCCACUGCACCAACUUGAUGUAUCGCCCAGGUAGUCGGACGCUAUUAACGCAGGAAGAAGCUCAUGAGAUCAUUCGCGAGGGCUUGAGGUCUGACAUUCGUCGGGGCCGCAUACAACUGAACGCCGACUUCUUGCAGCAGCUUGUUGAUCAGGUUCGCGAUCAUAUUCUUCAGCGUCAGCGCCGUGGCACUGCCACUGCCAUGGAUGGAGUAGUGGAGGUGGAGGAUGCGUACAGGAACGGUGGGUUCGGCGCUAUCCCCGCGUCGAGCAAGGCCAUGGCCGAGCUGCAGGAGGCGAUGGCAAGCGACGCCAGGGAACGCGGGUGCGCUGUGUGCCUGGAGGAUUUCGAGGCGGGAGAGAAGCUGACGAGGAUGCCCUGCUCGCAUUGCUUCCAUGCGACCUGCAUCUUGGAUUGGCUCCGCCUCAGCCAUCGUUGCCCGCUCUGCAGAUUCCCGAUGCCAACCCAAGACCAAUCUUACUAGGCUGUAAGAGGAUAACGCCGCGGCCAGAGAUGAAACAAAUCAUACAACUCUUGUGCUUACUCAUGCUCCAUCAAACACCAUUCCAUUCAUGUACCAUCUGUCAUUUAUGAUCGAAUAACUAAUCAUAUGCUGUGUCGGUGAACGUUCAUGACCAAAAAAAAUUGUUGCAAGUUUUUUUUUUUUGCCCAUUCAUUAAUUUAGAAGUACCAACAUCCUCUUUAAUCGUUAUA